AGAGGCGCGCGUUGCCCUAUGAACUGUGAAUGACCUCAGCACCUCACUACGUCACUAGUCAAUACUACACGUCUACACUACAGUGUACGUGUACUAGGAUGUAGCAAGCACUUGCAUCAUGUAGCAGACUUUUUUUUUAACUGUUUUAGCUUUUAUCGACAGCGAGUCAGCGACAAUGAAUGAAGAUAUUGAUUUUAUAGAGGAAUAUCCGCUAAGAGCUGAAACCGUUAAUGCAGUUGAGCAUCAAGAUGAACGAUUCCGUUCUUUAAGCUCUCGAAAUGCAUUUCCUCCUGUGAAUGCAGCUUUAAAACGGAACUCACAAAAGCAGCUGACAUCAUUUUUCAGUAAGCCAAGCACUGAAAAAACAACUGGAAAUGUCAUAAAUGAGGAUUAUGAGAUUCAGAGCAAUAUGAUCGUAAACACUGAGGAAGAAAUUGAUCUUCUUCGUGAUGUAGAAUCCUUUUCUGAUACCAGCAAAGAAACCUCAACAAAUACUGUUGAAAAUGUUGAUCGAGCUACCCUUGUUGAAAAUGAAACAACUCUUCAAAAAGUAUAUUGAGUUUUCAUAAUCUGAAAAGACUAUGCGACCCUGCCCGCGCUGAAAUUGAAUGGCGAUGCCAGGCAAUUUUGCCACUAGAAGACAUUGGGUUGACAAGCGAAGGCGAGAUUGAGCUGCUGGAUGCAGAAUCUUACUGGUUGUCAAUUAUAAAAAUGACGCUGUCUGGAAAACCAAGAUUUCCGAAUUUAUGUGCAAUUAUUUCAUUUCUUUUUUCAAUUCCAUGUAGUAAUGUAAUUGCCGAAAGGGCUUUUAGCCUACUUAAGUUAAUUAAAACUGAUAUUUGAAAUCAAAUGGGUGAGGAAGUAUUGGAUUCUUUAAUGCGAACCAAAUACUGGAUGAAAAAAGAGCGGAAGACACCAGCGGAAAUUGAAUUUCCCAGUCAAUUAUCGAAACGGGUGCAAUCUGUUAGAGCGAAUAAAGCAUUAAACACACUUCCUAAAUCCUAGUUCCUAAUCCCAUUUCUUAAUCUACCUAUCUAUGUCAUUUAAUUUAAUCAAGGAAAUGUUCUAGGUCUACCAUAUUCGAUCCUUAAUUUUAAACCCAGUUUAAAGUGUAUGCAUUCUAAACCUAAUAAAGAAACCCAGAAUUGACUUGUUAAAA
This is a messenger RNA of Daphnia magna, 1159 nucleotides long. RefSeq lists its product as uncharacterized. The coding region runs from base 176 to 559 and encodes 127 amino acids. The transcript is spliced from 2 exons. The record is from RefSeq and is a predicted model, not a curated record. NCBI's taxonomy places the organism in Eukaryota, Metazoa, Arthropoda, Branchiopoda, Diplostraca, Daphniidae.